CGGGGCUUGCAGCAGAUGCCUGCAGAGGAGGGGAUUUGUGCUAUUUUUACCGACCACUUGCAGGCAGGGCUGGGAUUCAAUACCCCUGCUCAGCCCCAGCCCCGGCAGAGCGCGGCUGUCCCGAGGCCAGGCGUCACCUUCCUCCUGCACAGCCAGGGAACAGCACACGCCGCGAUGCCGGAGCCGGAGAGAAAAUCCAAGAUCACAGCCUCACGCAAACUCUUGUUGAAGAGUUUGAUGCUGGCCAAAGCCAAGGAGGAGUGGGAUCAGGAGAUUGUGGACAAGCAGGCAGAGAAAGAGAGGUACCUGUCUGAGAGGGUCACUCCACUGCACACCAGCGGGCUCUCCUUGAGCCAGCUCCAGGACCUGUGCAGGGAGCUGCAUGAGAAGGUGGAAAUUGUGGAUGAGGAGAGAUAUGACAUUGAAGCGAAAUGCAACCAUAACACCCGGGAGAUUAAAGAUCUGAAAAUCAAAGUUCUUGAUCUCCGAGGGAAGUUCAAGCGCCCUCCCUUGCGCCGGGUUCGUGUCUCGGCCGAUGCCAUGCUCAGGGCUCUGCUGGGCUCCAAGCACAAGGUGUCCAUGGAUCUCAGGGCCAACCUGAAGUCUGUGAAGAAGGAGGACACGGAGAAGGAACGCCCUGUGGAAGUGGGCGACUGGCGCAAGAACGUGGAAGCCAUGUCGGGCAUGGAGGGGAGGAAGAAGAUGUUCGACGCUGCCAAGUCCCCCACGGGGCAGUGAGAGGAGCACUGGGAAGAAGAUCAUCCCCAUCCCUGCUGCCAGCCUGCCCUUGCUGCUCCCCUGUCCCUUUGUGCCCUUCUCUGAAUUCCCACUGAGCUGAAACACAAGGACAACGGUGUGGAAAGGAGACCUGAGCUUCUUCCUUCCAGCAGUGCCCUCAGCCCUGCUCCUACACAGCGUCCCCCCCAUCAGCCACACAGGCCAUGCUGUCCCCAAGGGCCACUGCCACCCACCCCUCCCAGCUGUGGAGAGAUGCCCCAGAGGCAGCAGCUGCCCCCCGUGCCCUGUGCCCAGCAGCUCAGCCCUAGACGUGGCACCCUGAGAUGUCCCUUGCAGCCAGACGUGCAUUAAAGGACUGUCCUGGGCCGAG
Motacilla alba alba is the source of this 1108-nucleotide messenger RNA. RefSeq names its product troponin I1, slow skeletal type (gene TNNI1). The coding region runs from base 16 to 738 and encodes 240 amino acids. The record is from RefSeq and is a predicted model, not a curated record. Gene Ontology annotation, biological process: muscle contraction. The transcript has 9 exons. Gene Ontology annotation, cellular component: troponin complex. NCBI's taxonomy places the organism in Eukaryota, Metazoa, Chordata, Aves, Passeriformes, Motacillidae.